AUGUCUUCUUUCACCUACAAUUUCUAUAACAGACCAACUAAACCCAAACCCUUUGUUUCAUCCAACAAAUCGUAUAAGACAACUUCUAUAACGGAUUUUUUUAAUGUAAGCGAAAAAACCGAAAAUGAAAACAUCGUAAACCAUGUCAAUACUAUAGAUAGUUAUUUUGAAAAAUCAACACUAAAAAAAGAAAAAGAUAAAAUCGAAAAUGACCAUUUAAAGAAUAAAGACAAUAUUUCUAAUAAUAAUAAUAUAAAUCAAAAUAAGAUCAACGACAACAAUAAUAUUAAUAAUAUUAAUAAUAAUAAUAAUAAUAAUAAUAAUAAUAAUAAUAAAAGUACAAGUCCCCAUAAUAAAAUAUAUAAGGAAGAAACUACAAAAAUUUCUCCAUUAGGAAAGAAAUUAAAAAAAUUAAAUUAUAGCGCUAGUAUAGACAAUGAAACUUUAAAUUUAAAUAAAAACAAUCUAGAUAUAUAUGAAAAUUCAGAUUAUCAACACGAUAAUGAAUUUUUAAAUAAAGAUAUAAAUAAUAAUAAUAAUAAUAAUAAUAAUAAUAAUAAUAAUAAUAAUAAUAAUAAUAAUAAUAAUAAUAAUAAUAAUAAUAAUAAUAAUAAUAAUAAUAAUAAUAAUAAUAAUAAUAAUAAUAAUAAUAAUAAUAAUAAUAAUAAUAAUAAUAAUAAUAAUAAUAAUAAUAAUAAUAAUAAUAAUAAUAAUAAUAAUAAUAAUAAUACUAAUAAUGUAAACAGCAGCAGUAACAUCACCAAUACCAACAAUAAUAAUAAUAAUAAUAAUAAUAACAAUAUCAAUAGUAAUAGCAAUAUCACCACAGGCAAUAUUUAUAGUGAUAAUAACAAUAUAAAAGAGAAAACAUCAAAUGAUGAUAGUUAUGAUAAUGAUAAUAAUGAUAAUGAUAAGAUACCUAAAAACAAGGGAUUCACUUCGUCCCUAUCAGUCCAUAAACAAAAUAUAUUACCUGUAAAUAAUAAUAAUAAUAAUUCAAAUAAUAAUGAAAUUAAAAAAGAUAGUAUUGAAAUAAUAGAAGAAGAAUGGACAGAGAUAAUUAAUGAUGAUUAUCAAUUAAAUGAAAAAACAUUUUCACAAAAUAAAACCAUUCAACAAAACUUUGUAAAUAUAAAUGAGAAAAAAUCAUUAGCAUUUUCUAAAUCAAAUGUUUCAAUAUCAACACCAUCAUUAACAUUAUCAUUAAAUAAAUUUUCAUCAUCAAUGUUAUCAUCAAAUACAAAUAAAUCAAUAAAUACAUCAAUUUUUCAAAAUAAACAACAACAACAACAACAACAACAACAACAACAACAAACAAACAAAAUUCCAUCAAUUGUAAAUAAUAAUAAUAAAACAUUAACACAAAAACCAAUUCAAACAUUACAACCUUCAUCAUUUAGUUUAAUGAAUAAAAGUUUAAAUAGUAACAAUAAUAAUAAAUUAUCAGCAAUGGAAAUGCUUGGUAAAAUAACAACAAAGAUUGAAAUAAAAGGUUUACCAUUUUCACAAAUUAAAGUAUCAGAGAAUUUAUCACAAGAACAAAGAGAUGUUUUAAAUUUAGUUGUAGGUGGUGAGAAUAUAUUUUUCACAGGUUCAGCUGGUACAGGUAAAUCAUAUCUACUUAAAGAGAUUGUACGUGUACUUAGAUUGAUGUAUCCAAAUUCAAUUUAUUUAACAGCAAGUACUGGUAUUGCAGCAUGUAAUAUUGGUGGUACAACCAUUCAUUCCUAUGGUGGCAUUGGUUUAGGUGAUAAAUCAGUACGUGAACAUGCCUCGGCCAUUCUAAAGAAUACUCAAUCGAAAACUCGUUGGCAAACUACAAAAGUGUUAAUCAUUGAUGAGGUUUCAAUGAUUAGUGCAGCAUUAUUGGAUAAAUUAGAGGCUAUAGCUAAAAUUGUAAAAAAUAGUAAGGAAAGAUUCGGUGGUAUUCAAGUGUUAUUAUGUGGUGAUUUUUGUCAAUUACCACCAGUUUCAAAGGCUUCAAAAGAUGAUCCAACUUCAAAGUUUUGUUUUAUGGCACAAUGUUGGGAUGGUUUAGUUGAUCGUUCAAUUCAAUUACGUAAGGUAUUUAGACAAAAGGAUCAAUAUUUCAUUGAUAUCCUAAAUAAACUUAGAAUGGGUAUAGUCGAGGAUGAAUCAAUCGAGGUUUUAAAUCAAUGUUUUGGUAGACAAUUAUCAGUGGAUGAUGGUAUAGUACCAACGAUUCUAUAUCCUCAUAGGGAUAAAGUUAACAAUGAAAAUGAACAUAGACUAUCCAUACUAAACACAGAGGCAAGAAUUUAUAAAGCAAAUGAUAAUUUUCAACCAAACUAUGCCGACUCUUUAAAGAAUUGUCCUGCACCAGAGACUUUAACAUUGAAAAUUGGUGCUCAAGUUAUAUUGAUUAAAAAUUUAGAUAUGGAGAAUGAAUUAGUUAAUGGUUCUCGUGGUGUAGUGAUCGAUUGGACUGAUUCUUCUUUGUCACCAUCAAAAGAAGAAUCAUUACCAAUAGUAAAGUUUACAAAUGGUUUAACUCGUAUCAUUGGAAGAGAAGUUUGGAGAAAUGAAUUUGGUGAAAUUGUAAUUUCAUCUCGUCGUCAAAUACCUUUAAUGUUGGCUUGGGCAUUAUCAAUUCAUAAAAGUCAAGGUAUGACCAUCGAUAAAUUGGUCAUCAAUUUAGAUGGUAUCUUUGAAAAUGGUCAAACCUAUGUUGCUCUAUCUAGAAGUUCAGGUUUAAAUGGUUUACAAUUAGUUUCAAAAUUUAAAAAAUCUCAUAUAAAAGUUGAUGAAAAUGUUAAAACUUUUUAUCAUUAUUUAAAGUAA
Dictyostelium discoideum AX4 is the source of this 2802-nucleotide messenger RNA. RefSeq lists its product as hypothetical. Lineage: Eukaryota; Evosea; Eumycetozoa; Dictyosteliales; Dictyosteliaceae. Bases 1 to 2802 code for a protein of 933 amino acids. The transcript has a single exon. The record is from RefSeq and is a predicted model, not a curated record. Gene Ontology annotation, biological process: DNA repair; telomere maintenance. Gene Ontology annotation, molecular function: 5'-3' DNA helicase activity; ATP hydrolysis activity; DNA helicase activity.